Molecule: messenger RNA, 2076 nt
Organism: Ambispora gerdemannii
Lineage: Eukaryota; Fungi; Glomeromycota; Glomeromycetes; Archaeosporales; Ambisporaceae
Source: the annotation of a GenBank genome assembly
AUGCCACGACAAAGCCGCUCUAGAUCAACAAGUCUCCGUAGACCAAGCUAUCGUUCACGGUCACGUUCUAGAAGCUCUACGCGUCACUCUAGACGACACACUGAAUCUUCUCACAAGUAUAAUUCAAAUUACAAAUCAAACCAUCACUCUUCCAGAACAAGAGAUGUUGAACAUAGCUCGAGAAAAUAUCAUUCAGGAGAAAGUUCUGACGAACAUUACUCUUCGUCGUCUCGUCGUAAAAGAAGUGUAUCGUUUUCUUCGUAUUCUUCUGAAGAAGAAAAGGAACGAGAAAGACGGUCAAACCGAAGUAAGAAAUCUAAAAAAGACAAAGAAAAAAGCCGGAAAAAGAAAGAAAAGAAGGCAAAAAGAGAUCAUCUGAAACAUGAAGAAGAAAAACAGUCCUUUAUCGAAAUGUCUGUCUACUCUGACGCAAAUAAUCCAUUCAACGAUAUGAAUCUCGGGCAGAAAUUCGAAUGGGUAAAGAAAAAGGAACGGGAUAAAAAAAUGGGAAUUUCCACGGAAGAGGCAAUGAAACUAGAACGGGAUCGUAAGGAAGAAACGAAGCUCGAGUUGGAAAAAUUAACAAAAAGAAGAGCUGAAAGGGAAAUAGAACGGCAAUUGCGUGAGGAGGAACAAGCUAGAAAGCAGCGUGAAGCUGAAGCAGUAUUAUUGGGCGACUGGGCAUCUAAAGAAGACGAAUUUCAUCUCGAACAAGCAAAUAGGAGAGCCGAAAUUCGUAUAAAAGAGAACCGUGCAAAGCCAAUUGAUAUUCUUGCAAUUAACUUACGGUUGGCGGAUGAAGGUGACGACGUGGACGACUCGCUUGAGAUUGAUGUUGAUGAGCCGUAUACUAUCUUUGAGAAUCUUAAUUUACAAGAAGUAGAAGAACUACACCAGGAUAUCCAAUUAUAUCUCAAUCUCGAGAGGAACCCCGAUAAUCUCGAUUUUUGGCGGGCAAUGAUUGUAGUUUGUGACGAUAAAUUAUCUGAACUCCGUGCAGAAGCGGAACCUUCAAAUAACACCAACAAUGUGAUCGCCCCAAUAAAAAAUGACCUUGAUAAAAUAUUUGCAGGCAAAACGUACGACCAACUGCGUGACUUACAGGUGCGGAUACAAGAGAAAUUGACGGGCGGCGAGGCUGUGGACGUAGAGUAUUGGGAGCUGCAGUUGAAGCUUUCGACGGUGUGGAAGGCUAAAGCAAAAUUAAAAGCAAUGCAUGAAAUCGUAUUACAGAAAAGAUUAGCACAAUUACGUCGAAAACAGAGACAAGAAGCCAUUAAAGUACAAGAAGAGCUAGAGACAGCACUCAAUACUCAUCCCGCUAGUGGAACUAUUGGCGCUGGUGACACUAUAGAAACGGGUGACAUUGAACUGACGAUGGAUGAGGAUUCGGAAGGGUUGAUUGAAGAGUACGAUCGAUCUAUGAGUCCGGAACCUUUGCCUGUUCUUUCUCGAGAAGAUAAAAUGCUCGAGAUUCGAGAUCCAAAUGAUGAUUUGGUGCAUUUGAGACAAAAACGAAAAGAGGUGUUAAGAAAUCAAUACAUUCCUAUGAAAGUACCGAAAAGAACAUCACCUGAAGAAGAACUUGAGGAAUCAACUGUAUCCAAAGUUUUAUACGAACGAGAAGCGGCCAAAGAUCUGGAUGAAGAUGAAGCAAUAUUCAAUAUUGAAGAAGAAUUGGCAAAGACGACAUACUUAUGGCAAGACAAAUAUCGUCCAAGAAAACCACGAUACUUCAACCGUGUGCACACCGGAUACGAAUGGAACAAAUACAACCAGACACACUACGACAGUGAUAACCCACCGCCGAAAGUGGUGCAAGGAUAUAAAUUCAAUAUCUUUUAUCCGGAUCUGAUUGACAAGACAAAAGCACCCACCUAUAAGAUUGAACGUGAGCAUGGAAAUACCGACACUGUGCUCAUUCGGUUUAUUGCAGGACCACCGUAUGAGGACAUUGCAUUCCGUAUAGUUAAUCGUGAAUGGGAAUAUUCUCACAAAAAAGGAUUCAAAUCAAGUUUUGAUCGUGGCGUUCUUCAAUUACAUUUCCAUUUCAAACGUCAUUAUUAUCGCCGCUAA